CAGCUCAGCAUCUCCACUCUCACGAUGCGUAAAUCCACUGCUUUGAUGCUCCACAGAGGCACCAUCCAGUCCAUCUGAGCCACUUGUGGGAAGGAUUUGAGUCACAGCUCCUGUGUGAGCCUGCUUGAAAAAUGGCAACCAAAAUAAAGCCACAGUGAUCUGGACCAAAACCAUAGCAGGGAUGAAUGUGUCUGAUGAGUCCUCCUAUCACAAGGAGGUGCUUCUGGGUAACUCCACCUGGGCUUACUCCUACUAUCACCAAAACUACACCCUGCCCCCUCCGCUACUACCAGACAAGACGAGCACUUCCAAACCUGCAGCAUGCGAGCAGGUCCACAUCGCUGUGGAGGUCUUUCUAAUCCUGGGUAUCAUCUCCCUGCUGGAGAACAUCCUGGUAAUCACCGCCAUAGUGAAGAACAAGAAUCUCCACUCACCAAUGUACUUCUUCGUCUGCAGCCUGGCAGUAGCAGACAUGCUGGUAAGUGUGUCCAACGCCUGGGAGACAAUCAUCAUUUACCUCCUAAACAACAGACAGCUGGUGGUGGAGGAUCACUUCAUCAGGCAGAUGGACAAUGUGUUCGACUCUAUGAUCUGCAUCUCUGUGGUUGCGUCAAUGUGUAGCCUCCUGGCCAUCGCUGUGGACAGGUACGUCACCAUAUUCUAUGCACUGAGGUACCACAACAUCAUGACAGUGAGGAGAGCCGGUUGCAUCAUCGGCGGUAUCUGGACCUUCUGCACAGGCUGUGGGAUCGUCUUCAUCAUCUACUCAGACACCACACCCGUCAUCAUCUGCCUGGUCUCCAUGUUCUUCGCCAUGCUGCUUAUCAUGGCCUCCCUCUACAGCCACAUGUUCAUGCUGGCUCGUUCACAUGUCAAGCGCAUCGCCGCCCUGCCCGGCUACAACUCCAUCCACCAGCGGGCCAGCAUGAAGGGGGCCAUCACGCUCACCAUCCUGCUGGGGAUCUUCAUCGUCUGCUGGGCUCCCUUCUUCCUCCACCUGAUCUUGAUGAUCUCCUGUCCGCGGAACCUCUACUGCGUGUGCUUCAUGUCGCACUUCAACAUGUACCUCAUCCUCAUCAUGUGCAACUCUGUGAUUGACCCACUGAUCUACGCCUUCAGGAGUCAGGAGAUGAGAAAGACUUUUAAAGAGAUCAUCUGCUGUUACAGUCUUAGAAACGCCUGUACCAGCAUCUGUGCUCUGACGGGUAAGUACUGAGAGACACAGACCAAUGACAAGAUGAGUAGGAUGAACUGACUGAAUCUGACACUGGAGCGUAACCAUGAAAGAUUUUAUCAAAAUACACUGUUUGAGAACUGGGUCACUGCAGUACAGUGUAUAGUCAAGCACAUUUUAGUCUUCUGUCCUACAGAAUGUAGGAAUGUAGGAAGGUAAAACUACUAUCUCCUAAUGUAUCCGCCGCAUACACUAAGUGGCAAAUUUAUUAGGUACAUUAUUUUUGAACUCUUGAAAGAUUAGACAAUGAGCUAAAAGAGAUCCAAAUAAAAUAAAAUCUAAUUAUUUCAGCACACAGCCAGGACCUCAUGAUUCAUUUGAAAGUGCGUCACAGAAAACUGUUUAUGGCCUUCUUUUCAUUCUAGCUCCUUUUAUUAUUCUACUUUGGCUGACAGGAUAUUUUCUUUUUCACUACUAUGAUUAGUAAGCCUUAAAUGCUGUUGUGUAAGAGCGCUUAUAUACUUGCUUUUAACUACUGUACAUAAUGGCUACCAUGCCUACCCGGUGUUGCUUUGGAGCAGUGGUUGUGCACAUCCUUGGAAAUGAACACUAUACGGAUAAAUGAACGGUGGUGAGUGAAGUCAACAACAAUCGGAGAAAGUUUUGAUGGGAACCUAAUAGCCUAAUUGUCUGUAGUCUCUCACUGCUGCCUCUGCUGCUUUUUGCGCUGUGAUCUCAACAUUAAAGGGGAACUCCAUACAGGUGUUGGGGACUACUGCAUAACAGAAACAUGGAUAGAGCCUUCUGUGGAUCCAGAGGGGGUGUGAAGCCUGACACAUUGCCUCACUUGAGUUAGCGUUGACUGGUUUGAGAUUUAAAAAUGGGAAGAAUCUUGGGGUGUGAGUCAGAAAGAAGUGCUUCGUAUGGCAAAAAAGCUAAACCUGGUGAAGGCGGACGUUCCUGGUAGAUUAAUUUGUAAUGUGAACACUGUACUUCUACUUUUAAUCUCGUGAUCACUGUGAUGAAAAUGCCGCUUUGUUAACUUAUCAGAGUAAAAUUCCAGUACUCAACCAGUAAUGUAACAACGCUCCUGCAAAUAUUUCACAACAAAAGCCUUGUUUUAAUAAAUGACGGUAUUCUGUCUGGUCGAUAUGGAUACAUAUCAGUAUCAUAUUAGAUGUUUUCAUGUCUGUGACGAAAUGUGCAGAUAUAGAUUUUGAUACUGUAAUGUGUAAAGGUGUAAUGUUGCUGGCAUGAUGUCCACAUGACUAUCAGCAGAUCAUCACAGUCACUGUUUCUGUUGAGAAUUCUUUCUGGCGUUCUUACUCGACGUGCGCACACUCGAGCGCAACACGCUCACACAUGCUCACGCACAUUGUCUGUCACAUACACAUGUGCAGACACAGACUCCGCUUUUCUAGUCUACCGACCAGUCAAAGCACUUUACAACACAUGCCAACAUUCACCCAUUCACACACACGUUCAUACACUGAUGCCAACCUGCUCAUCAGGAGCAGUUCAAUGUCUUGCUCAAGGACACUUGGAUAACUCACCGGAGAACUAGGAUUACUAGAUGACUGCUCUCUGGAAGUGAGUGUAAAUCCGCUUCUUCCUCUUAAUGCAUUUACUACAAUAUCUUAAUGCCUUUAAGCUGUUGCACCAACACAGGGAUACUUUCGGUCUAAAAGUUUAUUUAGUUGUUUGUUGAUUCAUGACUAAAAUGAGCUAUGUUUACCUAAGUAUGACUUAGUUUAUUAUUAUAGUGGCAUGGCGUUGUUAUUAGUGCCAUAAUAGCUCUUGUGGAGGAGGUUGGAAUGUACAGUAGGCGUUGACUUUAACACAGGAGUUUGUUUUCCAAUUCCUGCCAACAGUCAGUGUUGGUUUCUUUUAACCAUGACCACAGUAUUUUUCCUAAUAUUAACCAAGUAGGUUUUUGUCCUGAGGAAGAUUAGAAAACUAAUUAUUUUAAUAAUAUAUAUAAGAAAUAACAUUUAGUACAGAGGACCACAGAGGAAAAAUCCUGUUAACGUGAACACAUUCCUAUAAAGCAAGUAUAUAAGUGCUCUACCACAAAGGCAAUCUUGUGUUAAAUAAAAAAAUGAGAAAAGGGAGCACAAGACCAAACUCACAGUAAGCUGUUUUAUAAUAUUUAAUCCAACUAUAUAAAGUUAAAUUAAGAUUCACUGCUGAUGUGUUUACACGUCUAGCAAACUGAGAAACCACCAGACAUUACUUGUCUAUGUCCUGGGGGGGAAGUGGGGAAAGCUAUGCUGCUGCUGAACUUUUGAACGACAUCACCUGUCCACAGCCAAUUUUCUGCCCCUGCUGUUAGCCCUGCCUCCCCCUGCUGUUGCAUUAGUGCUACAGUUAACGAGCAGCUUCCGAAAAUCUACCUACGCUCAGUAGCACACAUGUUUCUGCUAUGAUCUGAAUGUCACUCUUCUGCUUGUAUCUUGUACCUUGAUAUUAAUCGUAGCUGUUCUAUUCUGACAAUGUGCCCUCAAUGAUCUCUUCUUACUGCCUCCCUGCCCACGCAGUCUGUAUUAAACUAUAGAAAAUGCCAUAAGGUGACACUUGAAAUGUAAAAAUGAAUGUACAAGUAGCUUAACAUUGCUCUCUGUAUGAGUGUGUUAGUGGUGCCUACCUCCCAACUGAGAAGCUUGACAGAACACAAAAUGCAACCAUCUGCUGAAACUGCUUUUCACAAGAAAUGUUAUGCAUAAUUUCUUGGUGAUAGAUACUAAACAUUUGUUUCCCAGUGUUACAUAGUAAUAUUUAUUGCAAAAAAAAGAGCAAGCCAUUUGUAUUAUUUGUAUCUUCAGACUGAUCCAUGGAGGCAUACAGACAGUGAGAUAAGAUGUCUCUGGAACAAACACUGAGAAAACAGUAUCAAAAGGAUGAUUUAUUUCUGCAUUGUGCUGUAAUUGCCUUGCUGUAGCUUCCAUUAAUGUUUAUUGUAAGCGCUUUGCAAUUGUAAGAUCAAAAGAGCAUAUGAAUAUGCACAGAAAUGUACACAACAUGCUCAUACAUGGAAAAGUGGUUUUAUUAAAACAAUCAAUGAUAUAUAUAUUUUCCCUUUUCCUAUAGGUUUAUUAAUAAAGAAAACACAUAAAUGUUCCAUUUUCCUCACUGUACAUUCACCUCCAACUUGACCUUUCUGUGAUAUUAUUGAUUGUGAAGUACUCAGUUCUUGUUUCCACAGAAACAGCAGUGAAAACACCGAAUGUGAUAGACAGAGGUGACGUGAUUCUAAUUGCAUGCUCAGGCCUGCGUUGUAUGUACUGUGAGACAAUAUUAACAGCUGUAGGGACAUAUUUUAUGUUAGUUAAUAGUAAAGUGAUAGCAUGCAAAAAUAUAAAUGUCAGCUGCAGUUGAAAUCACUGACGCCAGUGCUGGCCAUGUUGCUUUAAAAUGAAUUAUUUUGUUUGUGUCUCAAUAAAAGCAAAAGGUGAAAUGGUGAAA
This is a messenger RNA of Micropterus salmoides (largemouth bass), 4636 nucleotides long. RefSeq names its product melanocortin 5a receptor (gene mc5ra). Gene Ontology annotation, cellular component: membrane. The transcript is spliced from 5 exons. Bases 182 to 1216 code for a protein of 344 amino acids. The record is from RefSeq and is a predicted model, not a curated record. Gene Ontology annotation, biological process: G protein-coupled receptor signaling pathway. Lineage: Eukaryota; Metazoa; Chordata; Actinopteri; Centrarchiformes; Centrarchidae. Gene Ontology annotation, molecular function: melanocortin receptor activity.